UAACUACAGCCACUCUGGAUAAAUAGGGAAGUUUUGUUCAAUUAGAAGUUCCAAAUAUAGAUUUUUUAUGCUUUAUUAUAGUGCCAGACGACAAAAUUAAUAUCUCAUUCAAACGUAAACGUUGUCUGUCCGGUCGUUUGGUCGCUUUUGCUCCAAGAACAACGAUAAUGUUAACGUUAACUAGCUAGCCACCUGUUGUUACAGCGAGCAUCUUUGUUUACAUUUAGUGAGCGUAGCCAUGCUAGCUGGUUUGCGGUGCUCUACUAAAGUCACAGGUGUGUAAAACGUAACGGUAUACUGAUGAGUUAGCGUAGUUGGUUGUCCGUGUUCUGUAUCUCUCCAAACUGCCUUACAUGUUGGAAAUGUUGCUUGAGCAAUUUAGAGCUAACUUCGGCAAAUCAAAACACACACACUCAUCAUAAGUUUAAUGUAUGAGAACGAGAGAAGUUUGGUCGAAGAUGUGGUCAGUUUGAGGAAACUACUUCGAUUGACAGAUAUCAGACUGCAAAGUGUGGGACAGAAGCUGAGUCAGUCAGAAGGACAUGGUAACAGGGUUGAGCAGAAGAGACCUGAUCACCUGACCUUACAUGACCUGCAGAUACCCGAUGUUCCUCCAUCCCACUCAGGCUGUGUUUGUCAGGAGAGGACUCUCAGUGGAACCGCUGAGAGACGUGCUGUUGCUGGUGGUGUUAGCCCACCCUCCUCCAACUCUAUGACUGCCUCAGUCAGGUCAGUAGAGAUGGAGGGUGUUUCUUCAAGGAAGAAGGUGGCCUGUGUGCGUCAGGAGAACGCCUGUCUGACCAUGCAGGAUGAGCAGCUCAUCAGUGAUGCUAUGCAGUAUGAAUUGGCCACCUUCAAGUCUCAGGUUGACCUCAGAGGCCCUAGGGUUGGUGUUAAGAACAAUGUGACAGUCAUGAGUGAGCAGAUUCGUCGGCUUCAAGCAGAGCUGGAGGCUCAAGCCGAAGAACUAAAGGCAGCAGAGCUGAGGGCAGAGUGUAGCCAAGAAGCAGCAGCUCACAGUGACAUUGUGGUGGCGACCCUCACUGAGGAUCUGAGCACGCUCAGACAGGAGCUGGACACUAAAACAGCACUGUGCAAACGGGCUGAGCAACAAAGAAAUCAAGCACUUCAAAAUGCAGAGAAACUCAAAGAAGCCUUCAAAGACUAUAAAGCUAACAUUUCCAUUAAACUUACGAGGGUGAUGGAGAGUGAGAGCAAACUCAAAGAGAGUCUUAUUGAGUGUGACAGAGAAAAAGAAGAGUUGGAAAUGAAGUGCACUGUGUUGGAGCGAGAAAAGGUAGAACAGAGCCAAACAAUCAGCCAGCUGAAGGAGGAGUUGAGCCAGGCCAAGUGUGCAGCCGCUGGUCUCCAGGGUCCGCUGGAGGAGGCUGGACGAAAGGCCAUGCAUCUGGAACGGCAGCUUAUGGAGCGUGCAGCAGAGUGCAGGGAUCUGGCCUUCCUGCGCAAGGAGCUGGAAGACCUGCGAACUCUGACCCAGAGCCAGGAGCAGAGGCUGACCCAGAGCCACAGCGAGGCUCAGCAGAGCCAGGCGGAGCUAGCCUGCCUGGAGGCCAUACUGGCCCUGCUACAUCUACGAGAGGGUGCUGUGGCGUCGCUGUGCGCCAGGCCCUGCAUGUUGCCCCCUGUGGACUAUUCAGGAACUGCACACCUACUGAAGCUAAAGCCAGGCGAAGGCUACCAGCAGCUGCUGCGAGUGCUGCAGUCGAUGGAGGCUGAGCGGAGCAAACAGAACAGCCUGGUGGAGCGGCUUCAGGAGCGUCUGAGCAGAGCCCAGGAGGAGAUCUCCUCCCUACAGAGCUCUAUGGCCCAGAGAGCCUCCCACUACCAGAACCUCCACACGGAGCUGCUGGACAAAGUCAGCCAAGCCACUGACACAGAGAAAGAGUUGAAAAGAAAAAGUGCACGUGUGGCUUCUCUGGAGAAACAGUUACAGGAGAAAACCUCGGCCUACAGUCAGGCUGCACUGACCAACACUGAGCUGGAGAAUCAGCUGCAGGAGAAAAAUAGCACCAUUCAGCAUCACCAGUCAGUGAUGACCAAAAAGCAAAGAGAGUACCAGCAGUCUUUGGAGAGGUGUAAAAAAUCUCAAUCUCAGCAACUCAUGGAGCAACAGCACAGACUGGAAAUGAUGCAGUUGUCUGUGCAGGAGGCUCAGUCUCGGGUGGUUGAGAUGGAGCAGGAGCUGAGCUCACUCCGGAAGGAGCGAGACGAAGCUCAGAAAGCAGCUCUCGAGCUGCAGAGCUCUGUGGACCAACUCACACAGCAGACGCAGGUUGAAGUACUGCACAGUGAGGAGUUGCUGCAGAGUUUCAAAGAACAGGCAGCUCAGUCUGCCACCAAGGUGUGUGAACUGCAGUCGUCUUUGUCGGCGUGCAGAGCGGAGCUGAACUUAUGCCUGCAGCAGAUGGAAGAGGUGCAGAAGAACUAUGAGAGUGAGCUGCAGAAGAAGAAUGACAAGGUGUCCUCCCUGCAGGAGAAGCUCUGCAGUGCCAGCCUGGUUUGCCAGAGCUCCAACGAGCAGAACCUGCAGCUGCAGCUUUCACUCCGGCAGCAGCAGACAAUGCUGACAGAGAGCACUGCUCACAUCUCUGAACUGGAGGAGAGUCAGAGCCAGCUGCAGACACAGGUGUCCAGUCUGGAGCAGCAGCUGGAACGAACCAGGGCCUCUCUGCAGGAUGAGGUAAGGAACAGAGAGCAGGACGCCCAGGAGAAAGACAAGGACCUGCAGGAGAUGAACCAGCAGAACACACAACUCUCCCAGUCUGUCAGCCAUCUGACAUCAGAGAUGACAAAGUGUCGAGGGGAGCUGGUCUCUAAAGAGUCGGAGCUGCAGCGCCUGAGGAGGGACGUCGCCAGCAAGGCAUCUCAGAUCAUCCGUUUGGAGGAAAGCCUGCAGCACAUGAAGAGCCAGCUCGACAGCAAGACUGACAUGUUGGUGGAUCUGGAGGAGGCGCUCCAUCGUUGUGAGGCCGACAAGCUGAACUGUGUCCAGCGGGUCCAGAUCCUGGAGGGGCAGCUACAGGCGGUGCGAGUAGAGAUGGCUGACACUCUGGGGCAACUACAGGAACUCAGAGAUGUUCUGCAGAGAACCCAAACCAUCGCAGAUGAGCGGCAAGCCUCAGUGGAAAAACUGACUGACCAACUUAGUGAGACCCAGAGGGAGCUGGAGGAGAGAACUCAUGAGGUCUUAGACAUGGACAGUGCACUGAAGGAAAGACAGGGGGAGCUCCAACAGAGAGCCAAUCUGCUGAGCCAGCUGGAAGUGGCCAUCAGAGAGCACAAGCAGGAGAUGGAGAGGAAGGUGGAGUCUCUGCAGCAGAGCCUGGAAGCCCGAGAGAGCGAACUGAGAGACACGCAGAGGGAGCUGACAGACAGAAACAUGAAGGAGUCCCAGGAGCUCGGCCAGCAGCUGCGCGUCUAUCAGCAGAAACUUCACACUUCACAGCAAGAGCUUGAAGAAGCUCAGCGUCAGUGUGAGGCUCUGACCAGAGAGCUGGACGCUGCCAAGCUGCACGCCCGAGAGAAGGAGGUCCGGCUGUGUGGCAUGGAGGAGGAGCUGGCACUGAAGGAGGCAGACUGGCUGCAGCUGGAGGCCGGGCUGCAGAGCACAGUCGCCUCUUUAGAGCAGGAGCUGGAGCUGGAGAGGGAGCUGCACAGCAAGGAGCUGGAGUCCCUGCAGCAAACUCGAGGCCAGCUCCUCAAAGUCUCCGAGCAGAUCUCCUCCACCAUGCGCUCCUCCCAGGAGCAGCUCGCCACUAAACUUCAGCAGAGCCAAAACCAGCUCGAGCAGGCCAAAGCCCAGUGCCAUCAGACCAAAACCCAGCUGGACCAAACUAAGGCCGAGUUGGAUCGCGCCCGGAAACAAGUAAGUCACCUCCAGACUCAGAGAGACCAGACUCAGAUGCAGCUCCUACAGAGUAAAACCCAGCUGGAGCAAAGCAGGAUUCUGAAUGAGCAAACCAGAGCCCAGAACAGUCACCUCCACGCCCAGCUGGAGCAGCUCAGCACCCACUUUAAUCAAGCCAGGGUCCAGGCCGCCCAGCUCCAGACUCAGCUCCAGGCCUCAGAGAAGUCCAUGGAGACUUCCACCGAGUCCCUGCUCAUCAAGGAGUCUGAGGUGACCCGUCUCCAAGCCAGGAUCUCCAGUCUGGAGCGAGCUGCUGGCCGGCAGCAUCUGUACAACCACACACUCUCCCACCCUGCUCUGCACCAGUUCACACACUCCCCACAGCAGUCCCCUGCUUCCUCACCCAGAAAUCCUCUGACAGCUGUCUCCUCUUCGAACCAUGCUCACUCAUCACCCCCCCGCACACACCUUCAGCCCACCUCGGCCCCUCAUCUGUCUGACCAAACUGAGAGCCACCGAACGUGCGACUGGCUGCAGAGCAGCAGUAUGGACUCCUCUCUGGAUCUCCCUCUGAGCCUGAAGGCCGUACUGAGGGAGGCCUUCAGCAAGCAGCCUUGUGACUCCUCCUCCCCCUCCGUCUCCUCUCUCCUGGAAACGGUGGACACCAGCUGGCAGGGCCUCAGCGGCGUGGAAGCCACAGCGACCUCUGACCUCUCCUUCAACCCCCUCACGUACAUGGCGGACAAGCAAGAUGACAGAAACCUCAACAUGGAAGCUACCUCGAUGCAGGAGGUUGACGAGGAGCAGACGAGCGAGUCGAGGAGGGGGUCUGUGUGCACUCUGGUGGGUCGGCAGGAGGACGAGGUGGAUAUGAGUUCACUCACAGGAAUGCUGAGGUUUGUUAAUCAGACGUUAGCCAUGCAGGAGGACCCUUCUUUAUGGAGCUCCACAGGAAUAUCAGAGACCGGGAGCAGCCUCACACACCAGAGGGACGUCAAGGAGACGUGACGCUGUGUUGCCAAGGAGACGUCAGAGAGGAGCAGAGUUGUUUAAAGUGGAGUCAUCCUUGUGUGUCAGUGUACAUGUAAUAUGAUCCCACAUUCAUGAACAUGCCUCAUUAAGUCUGUCCUUUUGGUGUGUGUUAUUGAAAUCAAGCUGCUGGGAAAUGAUCAGUUUCAAUGACCACUACUUUCAAGUCUGUAAUGUUCAUGUUGUACCUUUUCCUAAACGAUAUCUAUAUUUUUACACAUUUUUAAUAAGCUAAGUGAA
Chelmon rostratus (copperband butterflyfish) is the source of this 5137-nucleotide messenger RNA. RefSeq names its product coiled-coil domain containing 18 (gene ccdc18). The coding region runs from base 428 to 4876 and encodes 1482 amino acids. The transcript is spliced from 26 exons. The record is from RefSeq and is a predicted model, not a curated record. Lineage: Eukaryota; Metazoa; Chordata; Actinopteri; Chaetodontiformes; Chaetodontidae.